GUUACUGUUAAAGUAAUCUCUCACAUCGAGUACUGUCGACAUUCUUGAUUGACUCGUCAGAGUUAUGAGUGUAAGCUCUCCUGGCAAAACUUCACUAAGAAUCUAAUUCAAAUCAGCCAAAAUUCAUGCAUUCGUUAGAAGUGGAAGCUGGACAACGAAUACACGAGGAUGACACUUGGGAACAGGUCGAAGGGGCUUUGAGGGCUGGUGCGGCCUUGGAGGAGUUUCUACCUGCUGAGUGCCGCCCAACGUCUCACAAGAGAGCAAGAAGGUGUCCUGAAAAUCGAUCUGACAGUUGUACAGCUGAUGCAUCAGAUCCUACCGAAGAAGCACAGGCGCAACAAUCACAGCAGUGCAACGAUGCCGCUGAACCCAAGCAAGCAGCGUUAGCAAGCGAUCAGGCACAGGUGAAAGAGGGGCCCAUGCAGCGCUGGCUGGUGAUCAGCCAGCUUCGCAGAGCUUUGAGCAGCAGUGAUUGGGAGCCAAAAAUCCUGGCAAGUCCUAGCUGUGCUGGGCUUACAAAAGCAGACUGGUGUUGGGUGUUCACGCCUCCUUGCGGCACCACCUUAGAGGACAGCAUGCUGCUGCACUCUCGUGCUCCUGUGCCUGGGCUUCUGGCACCUUGGCUGCACCUGCUGCAGAUUAUUGACAGCCCUGCCUUAGGCGUGUUUGUCCUCUGCAUUGCUCUGCCCCAUCACUGCAGGGAAACAAUCUGGCUUCUGACCGACCCCAACAAGGAGGAAAAAGAAUGUCAGGAUGCCAAGCAAUUGGUGGGAACUUGCUUUGGUCGUCUCAUGCUUGGAAAGCUGAAGGCAUCAGAUAUGGUGAUUCUGCUUGGUACCCUUGGGCUCAACAACCAGAAGGGGCCACUUGGGGUGCUCAUUGACUCAGAGCUUCGACUGCGGUAUUUUGCAGCCACAGGUAUAGCAUGCUGAUGUCAAUAUCAGUUUCAGCAUCUGCAAAAUUUCGAAGUGCACCCUCAAAAUGUUGCAAUGUUCUAAAUAAAGUGAAAUGCCCAGUGAUUUGAAUAGUGGGAAGUGUCAAAGUGGAUUAUGUCAGAUUCAAAUACUCUUCGGUCAGCAAUGCAAGGAACCCCUUUCCCUCGGGGGUUUAUAUGAUUUAAGACUGCAAUGAAACUUACACUCUAUCCACACAUAAACAGCUUGAACAGCUGGUCAUUAGCCUAUCCUGACGUGGACGUUCAUGACCUUGACACACAUCCAGCAUUUCACAAACUCAAUCCCUCGCCCGGAAGGGCACUGAGAUAAAGAAGACCUUACUGGCUCCCUAGAAGGGCCCAACAUUCCCCAGCACUCACUGGCUAUCAACGUGACACACCUCCAAGGAUGAUACACUCUUCCAAGCCUCUGCAGGAGACAUCACCUUGGGGACAACCUCACGCACGCUACUCAAAUCAAACUAAUUACCUGUGUAGUCUCUUAUGAAAAAUUGGAGGACUCGUGUAUCAAAGAUCGUGACCAGAGUCACUGAUCUUCAACACCAAUAUAAAGGAAAGUGAAUACAUGCUUGUCUCAUGGAUCCGUGUGCAUAUGCACAACAGAUGCCUCCUUGAUCCCAGUCACACCCCCAAGGUCCCGUCCCAAAACAGCAAGGCUGCACUUGCGACCUCAAUUUCCCCAAUUGCCGGCUUGAAACUUGUCUCAAUAGGCUCUGCAUGUGCAACUAUCGCUUUGACGCCUGACUUAGGGGUUAUAUUACCACAGAUGAU
This is a messenger RNA of Coccomyxa subellipsoidea C-169, 1729 nucleotides long. RefSeq lists its product as hypothetical. The record is from RefSeq and is a predicted model, not a curated record. The coding region runs from base 126 to 935 and encodes 269 amino acids. NCBI's taxonomy places the organism in Eukaryota, Viridiplantae, Chlorophyta, Trebouxiophyceae, Coccomyxaceae. The transcript is spliced from 4 exons.